AUGAACAUUACUGCUGAUCCGGUAGUUAUUGAUCCACACGGUAGUAAGUCGAUCCUCACAGUGGUUUCCGUACACAUCGCACGACGUCUCGGGACGAAUGCUGAUAACAAAAUCAGUGUCUUCGUACACUCGCUUGAAACCGUUGCCGAUCUGCGGAUCGUAUACACUCAAGUCAUCGAUUGUCAGCGUGAACGAGACGUCCAUGGACUCUCCAGGCUGCAGCUCGAUUUUGUUGAACUUUUUCAAUUGUUUCACUUCAGCUUCACGUCUUCAAAACCGGCUCCAGAUCAUGCAAAGCCAAAAGCUCGGAAGACUGGUGAUGACAAUCCACACAACUUUGAUGGAUUACGGAAUCAACAAUUGGAGAAUGCCAUCCAUAAAUUAUUGUUUCGUUAUUCAAUCGAGGAGGUAAAUUCUGAACUUUCUCGAGUUGCAAAAGGGUUUUCUUCCAAAAACUCUCAUCAAUCUCCCAACGAAUACUCUCAUACAUCCGCAAAAUUUCAGCCAGACCACGCCCAUGGUUCUUAUCCAUUCCGUCACGAGAAUUCGCCAUCAACUGCUGACCAAGAUCCGUCAGAGUAUGACCUCGACUCUCUUUUCGAUGAGCUGCUAGGCAAUUUAGCUGGACAACUUUUCAACAAGCAACCAAGACCAACUAAUCAGGAUAAUUCACAUAUAUUACCCGUCAAAACUUCGCCAGGCUUCGAGAAAAUUGGCCCUGAUCUGAUUCGCCAAUUUUUAAGAGCAAAACGCUUUACAAUCAACAAGCCUCUAUCUCCUUCUUAUACAAGAUUUCCAGCAGCUGACGGUGUUAAUGUGAACCCUUCUCCGUCAAUCGGCAUUCACAACAACCUCUUACAAAAUCGAGAUUCCCAAGUGAUUCAUUUGCCCUACGCUCCAGAAUCUCAUUCUACUACUCACAUUGGUGAAUCUGCACCUAGUGAUCCGGCCAUCUAUGCAACUGAUCGCGCCAAAAGAACGGUAGAUGAGGAUCUGGAAACCCAUCCGUCUGCUCGUAUUGAAGAAAACACUGAGAAUGCUGAAGUGACACCUUCGACUGAUCACUUCGAAGAAUCCAACCCGGAGGAUGCUGUCAUGACUCCUGUCACUGAUCGCGCUCAAAAACUCAAAAGUGACGAUCUGGUGCUCAACCCACCUGUUCGUGUGAAAACUGAGGAUGCUGAAAUGACAACUUCGACUGGUCGCUUCGAAGAAACCAACCCGGAGGAUGCUGUCAUGACUCCUGGCACUGAUCACGCUCAAAAACUCAAAAGUGGCGAUUCGGUACCCAAUCCUCCUGCUCACGUCAAAACAACCAAAACUGAGAAUACUGAAGUGACUUCCUCGGCAAACACGCGAGAAUCCCCUCCGACCCGUAUACGUGUACGCGCUUAA
Messenger RNA from Plasmopara halstedii, 1395 nucleotides. RefSeq lists its product as uncharacterized. The record is from RefSeq and is a predicted model, not a curated record. NCBI's taxonomy places the organism in Eukaryota, Oomycota, Peronosporomycetes, Peronosporales, Peronosporaceae. The transcript has 3 exons. Bases 1 to 1395 code for a protein of 464 amino acids.